Messenger RNA from Selaginella moellendorffii, 926 nucleotides. RefSeq names its product secretory carrier-associated membrane protein 2. Gene Ontology annotation, biological process: protein transport. The transcript is spliced from 12 exons. Gene Ontology annotation, cellular component: trans-Golgi network membrane; recycling endosome membrane. NCBI's taxonomy places the organism in Eukaryota, Viridiplantae, Streptophyta, Lycopodiopsida, Selaginellales, Selaginellaceae. The record is from RefSeq and is a predicted model, not a curated record. The coding region runs from base 15 to 866 and encodes 283 amino acids.
CUCGCCGCGGAAAGAUGCCUGGCGUCGACAAGAAUCCCUUUGAGGACGACGAUGGAGGAGGCGCCAAUCCCUUUGCGUUCGCGCAGGCUGGCCCCAGGCUGCCGACGCUCGCCGCGGAGAGAUUCACCUCUUCUCGCGACGCGACCGACGAAAUACCUCUUUCCGAUCGCUCGGAGUCGAUCCGGAAGAAAGAACGGGAGCUCAAAGAGAAGGAAGAACAGCUGACCAGGCGUGAGCAAGAGCUGCGAAAGCUGGAAGCACAAGCUGCGCGAGCUGGAAUCUUUCUAGAGGAGAAGAACUGGCCUCCCUUUUUCCCGAUCAUCCGCCAUGACAUUCGUCGCGACAUUCCAUUGCAUCUUCAACGCCUACAGUACAUGGCUUUCGCGAGCUGGCUCGGCUUCGUGUUGUGCCUCGCGUGGAAUUUCAUCGCUGUCUCGGGAGCUUGGGCUCACAAAGCCGUCAGCUCCUCCUACGGUGUCCAAAUCUGGUUCCUCGCGAUCAUUUACAUGCUAGCUGGAAUUCCCGGAUCGUAUGGACUGUGGUAUCGACCUCUGUACAAAGCAAUGAGGAGCGACAGUGGCCUGCGGUUUGGAUGGUUCUUCCUCUGCUAUCUGGUCCACAUUUGCUUUUGCAUCGUCGCGUCAAUUGGACCCCCUAUCGUCUUCAAGGGGAAGUCCCUUGCGGGUAUCUUGCCAGCGCUGCAAGUGUUUAGCAACACGGUUGGAGUCGGGAUCCUCUAUCUCGUCGGCUUUGCUCUCUUCUGCUUGGAAACGUUGCUGUGCAUCUGGGUACUCCAGCAAGUGUACCGCUACUUCCGAAACAGCGGAGCGGCGGCGGAGUCCAAGAGGCAAUCCGGCGGAGCUUAAAAACUGCUCGUUCACUUCUUUGUCAGUUUUGCAGAAUGUCAAGGUAUCGUUUGCGAUUUU